Molecule: messenger RNA, 1164 nt
Organism: Hydatigera taeniaeformis
Lineage: Eukaryota; Metazoa; Platyhelminthes; Cestoda; Cyclophyllidea; Taeniidae
Source: the annotation of a GenBank genome assembly
AUGAACAUCUUGCCUAUCUGCGCAAUUUUAAGUCUAUUUUGUACUCUUUUUUUUAUUUUCUUCAUCGAUAGCACUAUUAAACCACGCAUCAUUAAUUAUGCCGAUCGACUUUUGAUCGCUUCUCAAGUUCGUGACAGGGAUGAGCUCCGCUUAGCAGAGGCUAACACUCUAAUUGGUCAGUGGCGUCUAAAAAAGUGGCUUCCUCUUUCAUUGACCAACAGAUUCUAUUAUGGCGGAAGUAAUAAUUUCCUCAUUCUAAUGAUAACGUCGAAUAGAGGCCAUCGGAAAAUUGACGUUUUUGAACCCUACUACCUUACACAAACCUCAGUCACCCUAGUUAAAACACUGUUGUCUGCGAAAGCAAGGGCCUUUGAAGCCAUAGGCAAGGUUGACCUCCUCCUAUGCUCAGUUGGAAGUGUGAACGACACGGACGGUGUUGCAUUCAAUUCGGAAUUAAAGCGUCUUCGUCGAGUUUUCGGACCGAACUCGUUUGUUCAGCCAUCAAAAAUCUUUGAUGGUCUCUGCAAAUCCGUCCUUGAUACAAUAUCGUGCAUUUCUCUAGGACUUAAGCGUUAUUCGGCGUCCAAUUAUGUCGUUCUUCUUGAAGAUGACUUUUUAGUUACUGAGACCUUUCUGCCAUCAUUGAAUAUCUAUGCUAAUCGAACAGAAGCGAAUUUGCUUCGUCUAUAUUCAGGUUCCGAAAACGUCGUUCAUGAUCCUACACUUGGUUUAUACAUGUUUCUACUGUACUUGGUAGCAAUGUUUCCCUUACUGGUAGCAUUCUGCUUCAUCUAUUCCCGAUUCAGUAAAAGAGGUAUUUGGUGUCUGGCUGCGGCGAUGUUAAUAGUAAUCGUGCUUCUUGUGCGUAAAGACCAUAGCAAACCCAAUUCCCUCACGCUUUCUCCAUCGAGUGAUUUGAAACGAGUAGCAACUGGAGCUGCUGUUGUUUUACCGAAGAACUUAGCGGAGAAGCUAGGGCGCACCGAUUCGCGGACUGUGUGUGCAUCGUCAAACUCCGUGCAGUCAAAAACUGAUCUCGUUGCCAGAGGCGCGAUGGAGCUCAAACUUAGUAUUCUCGAUGUACAUCCACCCGCCGUCAUUCACAUUGGCAUGUACUCCCAAAAUCGUGAUUACAUUUACGAUCCCCUUCUCUUUCCUCAUUGA